CACUACAACAGUGAACAGGACGGUAAGAACACGGCUCAAUUUAGAGACGAAGGAAGAUCUUUAACACCGCAGGAGCGCCAGUGUUUAUAACAUCAUGUGCUACCUACAACCGAAAACAUGGAUGUUUACGAUUUUGACCAUGGUUAUUCUCACCUACUUUGGACUCGGCCAUAUUUCUACAAGGGUGCUAAAAGAUAUUCUACAACCACCACAACCUGCCAAGAUGCAAAAGAGUAUUUCAGCAGGAGCCCAACAAGAAAACAUAGACGAAACCGAAAAGGCAACAGAUACGUGCAGUCCUAAGAGGAAGUACGUCUUUGUUGCACUUCACAAAGUUGGAAGCACCACUACUAUCAACAUUUUCAAUAGAUACGCUUUAACUCACGAGCUAAGUAUGCUCUUACCAGCAUCUGGUAAUCUCAUCUCUUGGGGCGCCUCCCCUACCGAAGAGGAUUACAUCCACACUCCAGACGAACAAUAUGACGUCCUGACGAACCACUACCACUACAACAAAACAUGGAUACGGUCAAAGUUUCCAGCCAACACAGCAUACAUAUCUAUCAUACGAGAGCCAAGCAAACAAUUAAGGUCGGCCAUGAACUAUUACAACAUUGAAACACUCCUUAAAAUGCGGUCUACCAACCCGAUGAAGACGUUUUUGGAGGAUCCGUGGAAAUUCAAGAACCUGUCUGAGGCCUACUUUCCGCACCGCAAUCUUAUCUUCGACCCAACAAGAAACUUCAUGUCCUUUGACUUGGGAUACCCUGCUGAAGCAGCGGAGGACAUGGAGAGAGCUCGUCUCUACAUCAAAGAACUAGAAGCUGACUUCACUCUCAUAAUGCUGCUUGACUACCUGGACGAGUCCCUCGUUCUUCUCAAACGUGUGAUGUGCUGGGACCUCCAAGACGUUCUUGUUCUGACUAAGAAUAACAGAACGUAUCCAUUCAAAAUAUAUGACCCGACUGAAGAAGAGCUUGCUAAUCUCCGACGUUGGAAAGCCGUGGAUUAUCUACUGUAUGACACCUUUAACAGAUCGUUGUGGCGACAAAUUGCGGAACAAGGUCCCGACUUCUUUGAGGAACUCAGCAUUUUUAAGGACAUGAGCAAACACGUUCAUGCGUACUGUAGUACUGGACACAAACCUGCUAUCAUACGAGAGCCAAGCAAACAAUUAAGGUCGGCCAUGAACUAUUACAACAUUGAAACACUCCUUAAAAUGCGGUCUACCAACCCGAUGAAGACGUUUUUGGAGGAUCCGUGGAAAUUCAAGAACCUGUCUGAGGCCUACUUUCCGCACCGCAAUCUUAUCUUCGACCCAACAAGAAACUUCAUGUCCUUUGACUUGGGGUACCCUGCUGAAGCAGCGGAGGACAUGGAGAGAGCUCGUCGCUACAUCAAGGAACUAGAAGCUGACUUCACUCUCAUCAUGCUGCUUGACUACCUGGACGAGUCGCUCGUUCUUCUCAAACGUUUAAUGUGCUGGGACCUCCAAGACAUUCUUGUUCUGACUAAGAAUAACAGAACGUAUCCAUUCAAAAUAUACGACCCAACUGAAGAAGAGCUUGCUAAUCUCCGACGUUGGAAAGCCGUGGAUUAUCUACUGUAUGACACCUUUAACAGAUCGUUGUGGCGACAAAUUGCGGAACAAGGUCCCGACUUCUUUGAGGAACUCAGCAUUUUUAAGGACAUGAGCAAACACGUUCAUGCGUACUGUAGUACUGGACACCAACCUGAGACCUACCUCACCGUCGAAGCGUCAAAGUGGAAUCCACAGUUUCAAGUCGACGACAAAUUUUGCGGUCUUUUAAGAUUAACGGUCAUGGCUUUUCUGCAGAGACAACGACCUAAUGCAAUUGGACGGGCACUUAUGAGUACAAAAAUGAACUUAAUGGCAAUCGCAAAAGGACAUCGAACUGUCAAGUAUCUACCUGACCGAAAAUAUCAUAAUAUUACUAAAGCUUAGAAAAGCUGAAUGCAGAGUCAUUAAGAACCACUUGGUUCCUAGCCGAAAACUGCAGUCACGCGAAACUACUUCACUAAUAAAA
Molecule: messenger RNA, 2045 nt
Organism: Branchiostoma belcheri (Belcher's lancelet)
Lineage: Eukaryota; Metazoa; Chordata; Leptocardii; Amphioxiformes; Branchiostomatidae
Exons: 10
Coding region: 95-1963 (622 amino acids)
Biological process (GO): glycolipid biosynthetic process
Cellular component (GO): membrane
Molecular function (GO): galactosylceramide sulfotransferase activity
Source: RefSeq, a predicted model, not a curated record